AUUAGCGCUUGACCCCUUUAGCGGCGUUGUAAAUUAAAUGACAUUUUCGUGUCGUCCCAUAUUUAAAAUACUGCGUUAGUUGCGGAUCAGAAAUGAUGAUCUUCAUUCUGCAGCUAAUUUAUUCAUUUAACAAUUUCCCUCCAGAAGUUGCAGCAGAAGGCUGUGGAGCAACCUGAGCAGAAGAAAUCCAAGUCGGCUGAAUUUCUGAUGGCGGAAAAAGGCAGGAUGGAGGGAGCUGUAAAUCCCGCGUUCCAGGAGGACUCGGAGGAAGAGAGUGAGACAAGAGGUGGUGUGCGCAACAGCACACUUGCGGUUCGGGGACAGCACAUGGGGUUGAGGGCCACAGCUACGACAGCAGGUGAAGCUUUACCCUGUCCCACCCUCUGUAAGACAGGCCCGGCCUCACAUUCCAGCGCUGCCUGUCCUAACAGGUAUCCCUGUAUAGCAUAGGUGCAUUUGCAGAUGUUACAGGAGUAG
Danio rerio (zebrafish) is the source of this 477-nucleotide messenger RNA. Lineage: Eukaryota; Metazoa; Chordata; Actinopteri; Cypriniformes; Danionidae. The record is from RefSeq and is a predicted model, not a curated record.